Erigeron canadensis is the source of this 1800-nucleotide messenger RNA. RefSeq lists its product as uncharacterized. The record is from RefSeq and is a predicted model, not a curated record. Gene Ontology annotation, biological process: proteolysis. Lineage: Eukaryota; Viridiplantae; Streptophyta; Magnoliopsida; Asterales; Asteraceae. Bases 1 to 1800 code for a protein of 599 amino acids. The transcript has 2 exons. Gene Ontology annotation, molecular function: aspartic-type endopeptidase activity; zinc ion binding; nucleic acid binding.
AUGGUUAACACUCGUGCUAAUAGUCAACUAGAUGGAGCUACCGCUAGUGACACUCCGGCCAAUCGAAAUGGGGCUGGAAAUGCGGCUAAUCAAAGGCCUCCUCGAAGGCCAUAUCCGGGUGAAGUGCCAACAAGAUCGGAAAUUGAACGGGUAAACCCAGUGAUCGAACAGAUUCCAACUCAGGCUGAGAUGUAUGAAGAAUUGAGAGCUAUUCGAGCCAAGUUGAUAAGGACUGAAGAGGAACUUGUUCGAGUAAGAGCUGAAAGGGAAGUUGAUCCACAUCGGGAGGAGCAUACUGAUGGAAAUUAUUCCAACCGCUCUAACCGUGCAGAGCCAUCCAUUGUGAGAUCACAGGUUGCUCCUAUGAAUGAUGUAGUUGGGGUUCAGAAUGAAGGGGUGGUGAAUCGAGUUGUGGUUGCUCCUCGUGCAACUAAUUUCAAGUAUGAAAGUUUUCAGAAAUGCAGUGCCAAAGAUUUUGAUGGCACUCAAGAUGUUGUAGGUGCUAUGGAAUGGUUGGAUGAUAUAGAGGUGGUGUUUGUUUCAUGUUACUGUCCCGAGGAUAUGAAGGUGUUAUGUGCUUCUUGCAUGUUAAAGAAGAAUGCUCGCAAUUGGUGGAGAUCUACUACCGUUUCAUUGACUCCUGAGGUACUGGCUGCAAUGCCUUGGGGUACUUUCAGGGAUAAAUUUCUGGAAGAAUAUGUUGGCACUCGUGAGUUAAGAUUGAUCGAGAAAGAGUUUAGAGCCCUAACCGCCAAGUUCGUUGGUCACAUGGUUCGUAGAGAAAUUGACCAAGUUGAAGCUACUGUGAUGGUCUUCCUCCUAGCUAUCAUGGCCUAUGUCGGCAACAUACUACUUUGUCAGCUGCUAUCAAAGAAUCCAAGAGACUUGAUGAUGAUUUCAAAGCUGAGAAGGUUGUUGAGAAGGAGUCUGACAGGAAAUCUGGGUUCAAGAGAAGGAAUGAUGAUCGUGUGGGGUCUUCAAAGAAGUGGAAGAAUCAGAAGGUCUCGGGCUAAGCAUCACGGGAACUAUUCUACUGCUACUCAGAAGUGUCUUCGUUGUGGGGAGAUUGGUCACGCUAGUGCCGAUUGCAAAAAUGAGGUUAAGUGUUUCAACUGCAACAAGAAGGGGCAUAUCAGCACUAGUUGUCCUGAUAGAGCUGCUGAGCCUAAAAAGAAUGACAAGAAGACAAAUUCCCGAGCCUUUCAGAUGACUGCUGAAGAUGCCAGAGGUAAUGAUGAUGUCGUUAACGAUACUUUUCUUGUUAAUUCCAUACCUGCUAGUGUUUUAUUUGAUUCUGGUGCAAACCGUACUUUUGUGUCUACUUCGUUUGGGUCAAAGCUUGGUAUUCCUAUAUCUAGACUUGGUUCCAUCAUUGAGGUGGAGAUUCCUGACGGUAAACUCAUUACUAUUCGUGAGAUUUAUCGAAAUUGUUCUAUAGAUAUCGAGGGAAAUUCUUUUCCUGUUCAUCUUUUACCUACCACUCGUGCGGGUUUCGAUGUUGUUCUGGGCAUGGAUUGGUUGGGAAAGUUUAAUGCUGAAAUCCUUUGCAAAAGAAAGAUUGUCCAUCUUGUGGCGCCAAAUGGUGAUGUGGUGCGUGUUUAUGGCGAGAAGCAAAAAGGGGAAUUGGGGAUUGUGUCUAUGAUGAAAGCAUUGAAAUACAUUAGGCAAACAAAGGAGCAUUUUCUGGCCUAUGUUAUUGAUUCUCGAGAAAAGAUGUCUUCAGUUAGUGAUAUUGAUGUUGAAUCUGAUUUUCCUGAGGUGUUUUCUAGAGGAUCUUCCCGGUAUUUCACCCGACCAUGA